Nelumbo nucifera (sacred lotus) is the source of this 1788-nucleotide messenger RNA. RefSeq lists its product as uncharacterized. Gene Ontology annotation, molecular function: protein binding. Lineage: Eukaryota; Viridiplantae; Streptophyta; Magnoliopsida; Proteales; Nelumbonaceae. The record is from RefSeq and is a predicted model, not a curated record.
UGCUUCUGAUCCCUCUCUUUUCAUCUCUCUCCACCCGUCUCUGAUCUUCAAUCUCGAUCUCUAGCUAUUUGUAUACUGUGUGAUUACAGGAAAAGCCACGUUGAUAAGCGGUCCGUAUUUGUGUGGUUGGCAGGAAAAAGGGAUCUCUGCACUUUGUUUAAUCUUUACUGUUCCUUCAAUCCUUUCUCCGGAGAAUCUCAAGGACCACUUCUCUUCAGAGCUAAGCAAGUAAGCAGAGUGAGAAUCCAUUAAAGCUUCAGAAAUGUUGCUUAGAAGCUCUUCAACCCCAAUUCUUGGCUCUCUACUCCCGUCUUUUUCUGAGAGUCCUAACAAAGACUUGGAAAACAACAAGCACCCUUCGAGCUCUGACUACCAUCUCAAGAAAAUCUCGUUUUCGCACGGUGGGUAUCCCAGUUUCAGCUCAUUCUCCUGUACCUCAUCUCCUAUCUCUUACUCUAUCAUGGGUUUUACCGACUUCGACAAAGGGUCGAACAGCAGUGGCUCAAGCGGCUUCAGAAGGGUCCAGUCGGACGGGAACCUAGCAGGACUGGCCGCGGCUUCCUGCGAUAUCGACGAGUUCCAGUACUCUAACCUACCGACGAAACCCUCACGGAGACCCAGUAUGCCAAUGUUGGAGACGAUUCCGAGUUUCUCGUUUUAUAAUUCGAGAGGUAGGAAAGAAGAUGAAGACGACGACGACGACAACCAACAAAAAGAGCAAGCAGAGGUUAAAGAACUGGGUGAAGGAGAUUGGUUCUUGGAGAGGUCUGUUACGAUCGGAGACAGAAUUUCUGCUGCCCUGGGAAGCGGCGAGUUCACUUAUGAGAAGAUUAACAACAUGGGUUUGAUUGUGGAGGAGGAGGUUGAUUUGGGUCUUGCAGCAGAAACAGAGACAGCUAGUCCACCACUCUAUCUUGCUAGAGGAAUUGGAAUUGGUAUGUGUGGACUUGGUGGUGGUAGUGGCGGAGGAGGAGGAGGAGGUGGUGGUGGUGGAGGUGGUGGUAGCGGUGGCCAGUCGGACUUUGGUGAAGGCGGCCGAGAUGGAUCAGACGUGGAGGAGCAUUAUAAGAAAAUGGUUGAGGAAAACCCAAGCAACCCUUUGUUCCUAAGGAAUUAUGCGCAGUUCCUGCAUCAGUCCAAGGGAGACCUUCGAGGAGCAGAGGAGUACUACUCGCGAGCUAUGCUAGCGGAUCCCAGGGACGGUGAAAUAUUGUCACAGUAUGCAAAACUGGUGUGGGAGCUCUAUCACGACCAUGAAAGAAGUGCAAACUACUUCGAACGGGCAGUUCAAGCAUCACCUGAGGAUAGCCAUGUACUUGCAGCCUAUGCGAGUUUUCUAUGGGAAACAGAGGACAAUGAGGGAGAACAUGGCUUAUCACAGGAUCCUGCCGGAGUUUCAGCUUAUCAUGUGGCAUCAGCAAGUGCUUAAUGGACAACAGCUAGAAGGAGGGAUAAUUAUCAAUUAUCAAUGUUUCAUUUAAAUGAAAAUCGCAUCGCAGUGUUGACAGUGGAAUCCAUGCCAAAGUUGCUUCUCUACAAGAAGGAUCAUCUGUAAUUUCACUUGGUGUUAAUGAAUAUGAAUUAUGAUAUGAUCAUGAAAACAUGAUCAAAUCCUAAGUGCAAUUACUUGAAAUAAUUCACCAUUAGUUACUCUACUGCUUAUGAAAGCGUGCUAGAUCAGUGAUCUGGUUGAUGUUGGAUCUUUACCAACUUGUAUCUUACAAGAAGAAUGUAUAAAAGUUUAUUGGGAARCCAAUAAUAAAAUUGUUCUGUACUGAAUUUUUUAAA